GACAAGUCACCGUAUUCUCUUUCCCCUCAUUCCAUCAAAGCGAUCGCUCAAGUGUCCUACUCUCGUCGUGCCCGACGGCCAAACGAAUGUCGCUCCCCGAGGAACUUGCAAGCGAACGUCCAUACCGGUCCCGCAAGAGCCGGCCUUGCGAUAGGUGUCGCUCGCGUAAACAGCGGUGCAUAACGAAGCCGAGUGGGACGUGUUUGAAUUGCCAGAUAUCCGCGGUAGCUUGUACGUUCGACUCGCCAGCGGCGGCGGAUCUUCCUCGGCCCCGAGUUAAGAAGCCCCCGGGUGAGGCCAAGUCAAGGAACGGCGGAGCGGGAGCAGGAGGAGCAAGCGGGUCGGGUGGAGGCGCGAUGGGCAUGUCGUCGGGCGGGAUCCCGUUGUCGCCCCAGAGCAUGGAGGCGGGCUCAAGCAGGGCAGCCCAGCAGCACCCUUUCAGCGGAGCUUCGCAUGGUGGCUCUAGCACCUAUCCCAGGAGCCCGUCCCUCUCCAUGCCUGGACCCGUAUCCCCAGUGAAGCUCGAGACGCAUCUCAACUCCCUUCGUGACGUCAAUGCCGGGACGCCUCUUACGUCUUCGUCGUCGUCGUCCCACCUCGAUCUGGGCGGCGCAUUCUCGAAUAUCAUGCUCAACUGGGAUCCACCCUCGUACCUGAGCCAGGGGAUUAACCAGCUGUCGAUCCGGGAGGAGGAAGACUGUCGCGCACUAGACUCAGACGCGGAUGACGAAUUCGAACCCCACUAUGUAGGCAGGACGGCUGAACGAGACGCGCUCGUCCUCAGCGCGAUCGCCUCAGUGCGAAACUCAUCGAGCUCUGGUCGGCCCACGACCCCAGCCCAGGCUAACUUCCGGGUGCGGCAAGUUUCCACGAACCAACAGGAGCCGAUCUAUUUUCUGUUCGAACCCCCGCGACCGUAUGGAGAAGACACAGUCGGCAGCUACACGAGUGAAGAGCUUGUCAGCCUGUUGGGCCCCAACAACAUCCAACGUCUUCUCCGCAAUUACCUCAAUAUGGACGGCGCGGCAGUUCCGAUCUGGCGUGCGACAGAUUUUGCCGAAAACCCCCAGAAGCGGCUACCUGCAGGCUUGUUCUGCGCCUAUGUUACGCGCGGCGUGAUAUAUGACGAUCAGCUUCGAUCUCUUGCUCCGCAGGCUUGGAAAAUUACGACGCUGACAAAUCGUGCGCAGUCACGCAGUGCGCGAGUCUCAACCAUCCAGGCCAAUCUGCUGGAUUUGGACGGAAGACCUUCGUUGAAUCCAACUGGGAACUCUCUGCUGCUGGGCCAGACUAUUGCCGCUGCCAGACUGAUGGGGCUGCAUCUGGAUUGUACCACAUGGUCGAUACCCAAUUGGGAAAAGGCUCUUCGCGUGAAACUGUGGUGGGCUGUUUUGCAGCAAGACAAAUGGGCUGCUCUUUGCUAUGGUCGCUCGAGUUACAUCCACCGAAAUGACUGGGAUGUUCCUCUCCCUCCAUGCGAAACGACCAACGACUAUGUCUUUGUCGCACAAUGCGAACUGACAUUGAUCUUGGACGAAAUUCUGUGCGAAGUUGAUGUGCAGCGCCGGCCUGCCGGGGAGAUAUUCACACCGCGAGACAUUGUCCAGCGCUUGACCCAGUUUGGCCUUGAUCUGGACUCGUGGAAGCGCAGGUUUGACUCGAUGGGGCGGUCUCACAAUGGAUAUCUUCCACCCGGAUUUCGUUCAUUGAACCUUUCUUAUCUUGGUGUGGCGCUGCUACUCGUUCGGAGCGUCCAAGAUAUGGAACUUCCGCCCAAUGCUGCACACUCUGCACACGAGAGUGCUCUGAAGAUUGCGGAAGAGGUUGUGACUUUUACGUCGAAUCUGACUGCUGAUGAUCUUCGCGGUUAUUUUACCACCUUCUCUGCGUUCCACUUUUCGACCUGUUUGAUGCUCCUCAUCAGACUUGUCCUUCAAGCUGAUCCGUCGGAUCAUUCCGAUGGCGCUCGGCAUCGGAUCCUGCACCUUUUGCGGGUGUUCAUCUUCUCUCUAUCGGAGGCCAGGCAGACCGUCCCUGCGUUCGAGCUCGCGGAUCUAGCUCUAGCACGUGCCCGGCAUCUGCUUCCGUUGCUUGCCAAGAAUACCCCGGAAUUCGCGCUCGCCCUAGAUCCUUUAGGACCCCCAGUCGAAGACACCCUGAGCACGAUGCCGGAUAUUCCAUCGCCGAACAUGCCUGCGAAUUACUCCACGCACGACCACAAUGUGCUGUGGCCUGAAAGUGGGUCAGGAUUGGCUGCUUUCUUUCCAGAGGUGACGCAGCCCGACUGGGUCUCGUUCCGUGACUACAUCCACCCGCUCUACUCCCAGAUCGUACCUAACGGGGGUUCGUAUAUGUAAUUUUCACGACUGCCUCCGAUCUGGCUCGAACCGUCGUCCUCUCUCUCUUCUGCUCUUCGCUGUUGUCGUUUUUCUUCCAGGACUGUUUUUCGAUGUAAAGUAUGCUACCAUCUCAAGCUUCGAUGUUUUUUAUACAUGUACCAGACCAAGUACGUACACGGAAUAUGUGGCUGUAAAGUAUUGUAAUCCCACGAGUUCGUCCGAUCCCUCCCUGGUCC
Molecule: messenger RNA, 2575 nt
Organism: Mycena citricolor
Lineage: Eukaryota; Fungi; Basidiomycota; Agaricomycetes; Agaricales; Mycenaceae
Source: the annotation of a GenBank genome assembly